CUUAAUCAAACCAUUUACCCUAGACAAAAGUAUAGGCAAUAGAAAUUUUUACCCCAGCGCAAUAGACAUAGAACCGUCAGGGAAAGAUGAAAGAACUGUAUCAAGCAUCAAAAAGCAAAGACAAACCCUUAUAUCUUCUGCAUAAUGUAUUAACUAGAAAUAACUUUACACAGAGAAUUAUAGCCAAGUUCCCCAAAACCAGACGAGCUACCGAAGAACAGCUGAAAGAGCACACUUACCUAUGUGACAAAAUAGUGAGAAGAUUCAUAAGUAGCAGUGACAAGCCUACCGAGCCUGGUGAUAGCUGGUUGUCCAAGAUGGGAUCUUAAUUCAACUUUAAACUUACCCACAGAAUUACUUAAUCUCCCCAUAAGUUUAGACAGCUCUGUAGACCCUAGGAAACAACCUUCCUACAGAGAGUAAAAAAUAUUUCCACCAUAGUUGGCCCAAAAGCAACCACCAAUUAAGAAAGCGUUUAAGCUCAACAUCUAUCUUAAAUUCUAGUCACUCUACUGAACUCCUAACAUCACAUUGGACUAAUCUAUUACUUAAUAGAAGCAAUAAUGUUAAUAUAAGUAAUAUGAAAACAUUCUCCAUUGCAUAAGCUUACAUCAGACUGGAAUAACCCACUGACAGUUAGCCUAAUAUUAAUAAACGAUAUAAUAAGCUCUUUAUUAUUUACACUGUUAACCCAACACAGGUAUGCUCUAAGGAAAGAAUACAAAAAGUAAAAGGAACUCCGCAAAUUUUACCCCGCCUGUUUACCAAAAACAUCACCUCUAGCAUUACCAGUAUUAGAGGCACUGCCUGCCCAGUGACAUACGUUCAAUGGCCGCAGUAUCCUGACUGUGCAAAGGUAGCAUAAUCACUUGUUCCUUAAAUAGGAACUUGUAUGAAUGACCACACGAGGGUUCAGCUGUCUCCUACUUUUAAUCAGGGAAAUUGACCUAUCCGCGAAGAGGCGGAUAUAAACAAAUAAGACGAGAAGACCCUAUGUAUGGAGCUUUAAUUUAUUAAUGCAAAUAAAAACUUAAGCCUACAGGCCCUAGCCUACUAUCCCUGCAUUAAAAUUUUUGGUUGGGGUGACCUCAGAGCAUAAUUCAACCUCCGAGCAACCUAAACUAAGACUGCACUAGUCUAAGCAAGUUAAUAUGUAUUGACCCGAUAAUUUGAUCAACGGAGUAAGUUACCCUAGGGAUAACAGCGCAAUCCUAUUCUAGAGUCCAUAUCAACAAUAGGGUUUACAAUCUCGAUGUUGGAUCAGGACAUCCUAAUGGUGUCGCCGCUAUUAGGGGUUCGUUUGUUCAACAAUUAAAGUCCUACGUGAUGUGAGUUCAGACCGGAGUAAUCCAGGUUGGUUUCUAUCUAUUUAACAUUUCCCCUAGUAUGAAAGGACAAGAGAAAUAGGGCCCACUUCAUAAAGUGCCCUCGCUCCACAGAUGAUGCUAUCUCAAUCUAACAAAUCAUCACAUACCCUACCCAAGAACAGUGUUUGUUAAGA
Molecule: messenger RNA, 1501 nt
Organism: Pan troglodytes (chimpanzee)
Lineage: Eukaryota; Metazoa; Chordata; Mammalia; Primates; Hominidae
Gene: MTRNR2L10
Product: MT-RNR2 like 10
Biological process (GO): negative regulation of execution phase of apoptosis
Molecular function (GO): receptor antagonist activity
Source: RefSeq, marked validated